CGCCUGUAAAUGGAAGAUGUCGAGCGUCGAAGAAAACGCAGGGAUCCAUGGAGGUUAAUGGGUCGGGCCACGGUAUCCUUCGUUUGUGUCUGCUUUGCUCAGUUUGCCCUCUACCUAGUAUCUUCCUUCUUCUUCUCCUACAAUAUCAUCAUACUUCUUUUUCUGUCAGUGAUGGUAUUGCUAGGGAUCGCGGGAUUAGGGAGAAGAUGCAAGAGGUUAUUUGGACUGUAUGGUUCAGCUCCAGCCUUCGUGUUUGCCAAUCUAUUGUUUAUUUGGUGUGUGUAUGUCGUUGUAAUUCGACAAGUCGUCUCAUCUUUAUUGGAUAUGGUUGUCCAUGCAGAGCUUAUUAUGCUCCUAUUCGGUCUACACAGAAUCCUGUCAGGUGAUCCUGGUUUUGUUAAUUGUGAACAUCCUUGUCACGAAAAACCUGGUCCUCUCUCCAACAGUGAAACUUAUCUGGAGGGAAUGGGGCCCCCAACUUCCGACCUGUAUGAGGGAUGCCCACUUGACAAGUGUUCACUUUUACUCCAAAGGGUAAGAUAUUGUAAGCACUGUGAUGCGCAUGUUAAGGGAUUUGACCACCAUUGUCCUGCUUUCGGGAAUUGUAUAGGUCAAAACAAUCAUCUACUUUUCAUGGUUCUCCUAGCCGGAUUUAUAAUAAUUGAGGCUUGUUACAUCGUGGGUGCAUCUCAGAUUGCAACAACAUCCCGAACACUGGAUACGAGUGGGGGGAAGCAGGUUGGUUGGACUGAAACAUUAGCUACUAGCACGAUGAUAUUCUCCCUUCUGCAAGUGUUAUGGCAGGCGGUAUUUCUGGCAUGGCACAUAUAUUGUGUGUGUUUCAAUAUCAGAACAGAUGAAUGGAUACACUGGAAGAAAUAUCCGGAGUUCCAGCAUAUUAUCCAGCCUGAGCCAGGGGAGGCGGUAACAGUGACGAGGUUUAAAAAUCCUUAUGACAAAGGAAUUUGGCAGAAUCUGAAGGAGUUCAUUGAAGCCAGAGGGUAGCACUGCUGCAUAUUACUAAACGAGCUUCAUCCUUGCAACAAACAUGGUAUCUUUGUGGAACACAUUAAUCUCAUGGGCAGCUUUUGAUACCGCACAUAAACAUCUUACUAAAUCCCUCAAGUGACUGCAAAGUGCCAACAUCAUGCUUCCUUAGCAACCACUUGUAAAAGAAUUAAUUAAUUAAACCAUUCGAGGAUAUAAUAGAUUCUACAGAAGUCACAACUAAAGGUUAUUGUUAUAAACGGGUCCUUACCGAGCGUUGGUAUCUUCUAGCUUGUUAUGUUAGUUUGAUGAAAGAGAGAAUUUACCACCGUAAAACCAUUUUCACUGUAUCAGUGCACAUUGUUGUAAUCUUCAUGGCUUUCUUUGUUACCUG
Cynara cardunculus var. scolymus (artichoke) is the source of this 1381-nucleotide messenger RNA. RefSeq names its product probable palmitoyltransferase ZDHHC12. The transcript is spliced from 12 exons. Lineage: Eukaryota; Viridiplantae; Streptophyta; Magnoliopsida; Asterales; Asteraceae. Gene Ontology annotation, cellular component: endoplasmic reticulum; Golgi apparatus. Gene Ontology annotation, molecular function: protein-cysteine S-palmitoyltransferase activity. The coding region runs from base 10 to 1005 and encodes 331 amino acids. The record is from RefSeq and is a predicted model, not a curated record. Gene Ontology annotation, biological process: protein targeting to membrane; peptidyl-L-cysteine S-palmitoylation.